Molecule: messenger RNA, 909 nt
Organism: Cannabis sativa
Lineage: Eukaryota; Viridiplantae; Streptophyta; Magnoliopsida; Rosales; Cannabaceae
Exons: 1
Coding region: 1-909 (302 amino acids)
Molecular function (GO): catalytic activity
Source: RefSeq, a predicted model, not a curated record
AUGAAAAUAUUGGCGUGGAAUUGUCGCGGGCUCGGGAAUGCCGCGAUAGUUCGUCAACUGAAGGAGCUCAUCCGGAAGUCAAAUCUCGAAGUUUUGAUCCUAUCUGAAGUAAGGCUAAAAGAAGAGAAGUGUUUUUGUCUCAUGAGGAAACUUCAAUUCCCAGGCAUUUGCUAUGUCCCUCCUAUGGGAACCGGGGGUGGCCUAGCUUUAUGUUGGCGAUUGGGAGUGGACUGUAACAUUCAGAAUGCUGAUAAAAAUUUGAUUACUGGUAUCAUUUCGUCUGACCCUCUAGACCGCCCUUGGAUGGUAAUGGGCAUCUACGGUCCUCCUAGUUACGGGGAUAAGGAGGAUUUCUGGAAGAAUUUGGGGGAAAUUGUUGAUCAAUGCAACCUGCCUAUGCUUUUAAUGGGUGAUCUCAAUGGAACCUUAAAAGAUGGGGAAUGCUUGAAUUAUGUUAAAGCUUCCAGCACAACGAGAUACUCAUUCGAUCUAAGAAGGAUGGUCCACCGCACUGGGUUAAUUGAUUUGGGUUACACUGGGGUCAAGUAUACCUGGUUCAAGCAUAAUAUGGAUCCCUUGGUGGGAGUUUCUCUGAAAAGGGCACGUCUUGAUCGAGCCCUGGCAUCAACAGAUUGGCGAAUUGUGUGGCCAAAUGCAAUUGUUACUCACCUCACAGCCACAUCAUCUGAUCAUAAUCCCAUUCUUCUCGAUUCCUCAGGUGGGAAAUAUUGCACCAAGCCUCAAUUCAAAUAUGAAAUGAUGUGGGAAAGAGAUCCACGGGUGUUCUGGGUGGUUAAACAAGCAUGGAAUGAGUUAAGUCAUGAGCACCCGAUGGUCAAGUUAUACCGCAAAUCAAGCAUACAAAGGCUUCUCUUACCAAAUGGAAUAAGGUACACUUUAGGAGGUUAA